This is a messenger RNA of Lindgomyces ingoldianus, 453 nucleotides long. RefSeq lists its product as uncharacterized. NCBI's taxonomy places the organism in Eukaryota, Fungi, Ascomycota, Dothideomycetes, Pleosporales, Lindgomycetaceae. The record is from RefSeq and is a predicted model, not a curated record. Bases 1 to 453 code for a protein of 150 amino acids. The transcript has 5 exons.
AUGCAAAGCUAUGAGUCGGAAUAUGCCGAAUUCUCCGGAGUUCUACGUGGCGCCCCUCCUAUCCAAUUCGAUGUGGCGCUCUUAGAUGAGGCAGACGGCGAAUACUGGGAAUCAGGGUUACUUGCAGGCCAUCGCUGGGCAUUUCAAGAAGUGCUCUCCGGAGAAGAGGAGGCUGUGAGCAGAGCCUUGGCGGAGAGUCGAAGGUAUCUAUGGAUGGCUCAGCCGCAACCAGCCCAUGGAAUCAAUGCUUGUCAGACGGCCAUGAAAUAUCUUUGGCCCCCAGGGCUGGCUACUUGGCGGAGGGACGAAAAUCAAGUCGUGGGCUCUGGCCGGGCUUUGCAUCCAUCGGACCUUCCAGGAUUAGCAGUGACGUCUGAAACCCACCAAGGCCAGGUACCAGCACAGCCAUCAUGGCCUUCAACAACACCAUGGAUCACGGCUAAGUCACCUUAA